Molecule: messenger RNA, 9869 nt
Organism: Nerophis ophidion (straightnose pipefish)
Lineage: Eukaryota; Metazoa; Chordata; Actinopteri; Syngnathiformes; Syngnathidae
Gene: fyco1b
Product: FYVE and coiled-coil domain autophagy adaptor 1b
Exons: 18
Coding region: 100-4452 (1450 amino acids)
Biological process (GO): plus-end-directed vesicle transport along microtubule; positive regulation of autophagosome maturation
Cellular component (GO): autophagosome; late endosome; lysosome
Molecular function (GO): metal ion binding
Source: RefSeq, a predicted model, not a curated record
CAAUCAUGAAGUUAGCCCCACCCCCAGUCACCGUCGCACGUUUCCACAAAGAACGCAAUUGUUGUGGCCAUUCUAGGCAAUAUACGCCAAUGGUCCACGAUGGCCUCCUGCACACCAGUUGGCCAGAGUCAGCUGCAGAGGAUCAUCAGAGAUUUACACGAUGCCGUGCUACAGUUGAGUCAAGAACACAAUGAGUAUUCGGAACCUGUAACCGACAACAGCGCCAACCUGCGCAAGUUCUUCUGCAAGCUCGAGUACCUGCUGCAGUUUGACCUGAAGGAGAAGACAACCUUUCUCGGACAGAGAAAAGACUACUGGGAUUACUUCUGCGACUGCCUGAUUGAGAUCAAGGGUGCUAAUGAUGGCAUCCGUUUUGUAAAGUCCAUCCCCGAGUUAAAAACCUCUCUAGGUAAAGGAAGGGCCUUUAUCCGCUACUCGCUUGUUCACCAGCGUCUUGCGGACACGUUGCAGCAGUGUCUCAUUAAUCAGAAAGUCACAAGCAACUGGUAUUAUGCUCGCAGUCCAUUCCUGGACCCCCGCAUCACCUUGGACAUCAUAAACCACCUGUACGAGCUCAACCAGAUCCAAUUUGAUUUGGCAGCCCAAGGUUACGGUCUCGACGUUGACUGGCCGGCCUUUGCCAGACGGACAUUAGGGGCUGGCUCAUCAUUCCUGUGGAGGCCUCCCAGUCGUUGCUCCAGUGUCAACAGUCUGGUCAGUAGUUAUUCGCAGAUCCAGGAUAAGGAGUUCCCAAACCCAGACUUGAGUCACCUAACUGAUCUUGGAGGCCAGGGAGAAGCCUCACCCUGCGGCAUUGCAGACAAUCUCCCCUUUGACCUUGCUCAAUCUGAGAUAAGGCAGCACAAGCAUCUGGCACGGGUGGAUGAACUGAACAAAGAGACGGCACAGCUGAAAGAUGUCGUGAAGAACCUUCAGGGCCAGUUGCUAGAAGCUCAGAAGACCACGGGCCCUACUACAAAGAUGGAUGUCAGUAAUCACUAUCAGACAUGUUGGGAAGGUAAAAACAAUGAGCUUCAGAAUAGACUGACAGCCACUGAGAACAAAAACAUGGAGCUUCGGUCAAAGCUGGAUGAGGCUCUUAAAGAAAAGAAAAGCUAUUGCGACUCUGCCUGGAAAAUCCAGGAACUUGUGGAAAAACUGAAGACGGUGGAGGAAGAGAAGUUGGAGGUCAAGAGGGAGGCAGACGACAGAGCCAGGCUUUUGGAGCGUAUGUCUCAGGAGUUGAAAAUAAAGGAAGAAGAGUUUAGGACCAGCACAGAGAAGCUGGCCAAUGUCAAAUCCAGGGCCCAGGACGAGCGCGAGGACACCCUCCAGCGUCUGGAGGAGCUCCAGGGUGCCGUCAGUCGCAUUCAGGGAGCCUUGUCGCUGAAGGAGAAAGAGAGCGGAAACUUGAGAGCACAACUUCAGCACCUGCAGGGCUCGCUAGAGUGCAGAGAACGACAAGCGGAGGACCUGCGGAGGAGGCUGCAGGAGGAGCGUGACGAAAUUGAGCGGCGAUGCAGCGUCCGAGAUAGCCAGAAUGAAACUCUGGAGGUUCAAGUACUGGAUCUGCAAAAAAUCCUUACAAGCAGAGAGCGGGAGCUUACUGUCAGCUCAGAGAAGAUCAAGCACUUGGAAGAACAAUUGGAGAAGAUGAAUGUCGAGACAGGAACUCCGAUUUCAAAAACUGCUGAAGAUGACACAUUCGAACAAACUGGGAACCUCGAGAACUACAAAGCCCAGCACUGUGAGCUGAAUUUCACGAUACUGCAAGCCCUUAAAAAGAGCGAAGAGAGCGUUGUUGAGCUAACUCGCAGCAGGGAAGCCUUGUUAAACCAGCUCGCUGCUUUGAGGGCUUCUGAGAAGCAUCUUAAGGUAAGGUUGGAGGCUGCAGAGCUGUGCGUGAAAGAGCGUGAGAAGAAGCUUCUAGAUAAAAACUGCCAUUUGGAAGAGCUUGUAGAGAAGGCUUUUCUCGAGAAGGAGCGAUCUGACACUCAACUGAAGAACAUACAGCAGGAAAAUGGAGAGCUCCGAGAGUUUCAGUCCUCGUUGAAGAUUCAACUGGCCGAGGCUCAAGAGGAGCUAGACUUGCUUAGCGUCAAAGUGUCCAAUUUGGACGAAAACCUUACAGAGUCCCAAAAAAAACGCGCGGAGCUUCUGGUAAAAAUCCAGGAACAGGAGGCACAGCUCCAAGAGCAGAAGGCUCAAUGUGGUCUUCUGCAGGCUCGAACUGAGGAGCUUGAAAGCAGGGCCUCAGAGGUGCACGAUGAAAAGGGGGCGUCCGAAAGCAAUGAGAAAAUGCCAAAGGUUCCAGAGGAAGAUCUGACAUCUGAGAACAAAGAAGGUCCUUUCAGGCUGGUGAUUGCUGAAGCUCAGCUGGAGCUCAAUCUGAGGGAGGUGCACCGGCUCAGGGAGGAAGUGGUGGAGCUCCGGGCUCAGCUGCUGUCCGGCACGGAGGAGAGAAUGAAAGCUCAGGCCCUUCAAGAAGUGACAGAGGCCUCCAGGGAGGAUCUCAGAGUCUUGACAGAACAACUCAAGGCUCAAGUGGAGGAGCUUAACAGGCGGCACGUAGAUGAAAUCCUGCGUUCUCGUGAGCGGGAGGAUGUGCUGAUCCGCGAGCGAGAUGGUGAGGCCCAGGCUCGGACCGGCCUCGCUGCAGAGGUAACGGCUUCUGGAGAGGAGCUGCACAAGCUCAAGCAGCGCUAUGACGCCAUGUGCCUGGAGAACAGUGACUCCAGGGAGGCAUUGCACCGGGCCAACACUGAAACCGCCGAGCUGGGAGUUCGCGUGUGCAUGCUCACGGCCGAAAAGGAAGAGGCCGACCUGCGCUGGGAGAGCCUCUCCAAGAGGUUGCGUGAGCUGGAAGAUGAAGCCUCAAAGGAGGACACAAGGUUGAACGCUCGCACUGAGCAGUACCGCCUGGAAAACCAGCAGCUCCUCAGCAAGCUCCACCAAGAGAAGGGCCUGACGCAGAAGCUGCAGGAAGAACUUUACAAGGCCCAGAAGGAGAUAGAGACGCUGCAGGAGAGAAGUCGUGAGGGGCUGGAGGCUUUCCGUGUGGAGUUGAGCAACCAGGCCUUCAGCCACAGUGGCCAACUGCAGAGUAUGAAUGAAGAGUCGAUGGAUGUGAGGUUACAGCUGAUGUCCGAGCGGGAGAAAGCAGUCGAGUUGGAGAACAAACUAAAGCGAUUAGAGGCUGAGGCGCAGAGUUCCCGCCAGCACCUAGUGGGGAAAGACAUCCAGGUGGCCCAGUCGGAAAAUCUCAUCCAGCAGCAAAAAGAGUUAAUCCUUCUGAAAACUAAUUUAUCAAGAAGUGAGGAGGAGCUGGAGAGGGCUCGGCGGGACUGUCUGGAGCUCCGGGACACUUUGAAAAGGCUCACGUUGGACAAAGAGAACUUUGACCUGAGGACGGCCAUCGGAGUUGACGACCUGUACCGCACAAUGGUGGAGGAGAGGAUUGUGAAGCUCAUCAGGGAGAAGGACGAACUGUGGCAGAAAAUGGACGCCCUGGAGUUUGAGAAAAAGCUGCGCAACGAGGAGACGGAGCGGGACGUCAACUACUGCCUGAGCUGUCGCACUCCCUUCGGAUGGUGGCUCCGCAAAUACUACUGCAGAUUAUGUGGCCGCCCCUUCUGCCACUAUUGCCUAGCCAGUGCAGGGGGACGCCAGCAGAGCGGAGUCACAGAACGCUGCUGCAGGGACUGCUGCAAGCAACACGGCAUAGAGGCUGAGCGCCCCCUACAGGAGGACAUCAUCACUGGCACGCCGGCCUCAGCCUUGAGCCGACUGUUGCAGCCCCUGAGAGUUGUGACCAGCCUCUCUGAAGGAGCGGAUGACAAUCUAGAGGAUGGUGUGUUUGACAUCAUCACAGAAGAGGAAGUAAGUGGAGUCUAUGAUUGUGGCGCUUUUGCUCCAGCCUGCACUGCCGGGAAUGGACAGCUGGAGGCAGCACAACUAAGCAGCAGCACAAGGACGGUGGCAUCAGAAGACAACCACAGAGGUGGUGCUGUGCAAGAUGCUGAGAUCUGCCUGCUCAAGUCUGGAGAACUCACGUUGGCGUCUGUCUUCACGGUGGAUCACAUCUCAACAUUCGGCGAAUCUCCCCGGGAGCUUUCCAUCCAGUCUAGCUGCUACAGCACCAUCCCCAUCAGCACGGGCCGCCCUGGCGCCACCGUCAGCUGGACGUUCACCUCGGAACCCAAGGGCAUCUCCUUCAGCGUGGUAUUCCGGGACAGCGCGGAGACGCCACUGGAGCAGGCCAAGGUUUUGAUCCCACUGACUCGCUGUAAUUCUCACAAGGAGACAAUAAAAGGGGAAAUGAAAGUCAGAAACGCUGGAGAGUACACGCUCAUCUUUGAUAACUCCUUUUCCAGGUUCAUCUCCAAGAGAGUGAUGUAUCAUUUGGCGGUAGACCAGCCGGCGGCGUCGUGUGAUGGUGGCAACCUUCCGUGAGAGGAAGCUUGUCAGUCUUGUGUUGAUACAGCAGUUAGUGCUGUCAACAUGUUAAGGUACUCAAGCACAGUCAACAUGUUAAGGUACUCAAGCACAGUCAACAUGUUAAGGUACUCAAGCACAGUCAACAUGUUAAGGUACUCAAGCACAGUCAACUUGAUGUUGGGCAACCUCAGCUGAGGGCACUUUAGGAACAAACAAACAUGAAAUCAAUCAUCUACGAAAAUGAGCCUUAUAAAAACUACCAAUUUUGCUACACAACUACACAACAAAUCAAUGUUGUUCCAUGAUUUUUAAUUGUUUUAAUUUAACAUAUUUUGUAUUGAAAAAUGUUUCAUUUCAGCACAUUUACACCUAAUCACAAAAGAAAUAAGUACAAAUAAUGAGAUGUUUGGUUAUUCAUCAGGAACAAAAAAAUAGCCAUGUCAUUACUAUAAAUCUCAUUAAGUCUAUUAUCAUUAAGGCAGUGGUUCUCAAACUUUUUUUGUCAUCCCCCACUUUGGACAAGGGGGAGUUUUCAAGCCCCACCUGCCCCCAUCGCCCCAACAGAACGCUAAUGCCAAGCUUAACAUUUUCAAAUUUAUUGAACAUCAAGUAACAUUCAAGUCAGGGUUUCCCACACAUUCAUUUAUUUGUGGCGGCUCGCCACGAAAAAAUUACGGCCGCCACAAAUAAAAAAAAAAAAAAAAAUCAGCUUUUGACUCGCUUGACCGCUCAUAAAAGCAGUGGGACUCUGCUUGUAGUUACAUAUUAUGUAAAUAUGAUAUAAAUAUGUACAUAAAGUGUUGUAAUUAUAUUCCAACUCCGCGUUCUUCUUGGUCAUUGCCGCUGCAAGAAUAUAAUAAUAAUUAUUUUUUUAAAAGGGAAAUUCCCUCCCGUUCCUGGCGCCCCACCUGUCAUGUCUCUAUUCCCCACAGGAGGGGCCCGCCCCACACUUUGAGAAACGCUGCAUUAAGGUGUGAUGUCACUAUCUGCAGGGGGAAAAUAGUGCUGUAGCUAUGAUUCCAACAUUCACUCAAUAUUUUCCAGCAGGAAGAUGUUUUUAGAAGACGUAGUGUUGCGGAACUGUUAAAUACUGAAGACUGUUUGCCUGUAAGUGUUUCUUGAUCCAUACAACUUAAUUUAAAUGUAUUUUAACAAAGAUCAAGUAAAGAUGGGCACGUUUAGUUGGCCUGGGCCAAUAAUAAAAGAAUUCAUCGUACAAGGGACGGCGUGGCGCAGUGGAGAAAUGGCCGUGCGCAACCCGAGGGUCACUGGUUCAAAUCCCACCUAGUACCAACCUCGUCACGUCCGUUGUGUCCUGAGCAAGACACUUCACCCUUGCUCCUGAUGGGUGCUGGUUGGCGCCUUGCAUGGCAGCUCCCUCCAUCAGUGUGUGAAUGUGUGUGUGAAUGGGUAAAUGUGGAAGUAGUGUCAAAGCGCUUUGAGUACCUUGAAGGUAGAAAAGCGCUAUACAAGUACAACCCAUUUAUUUAUUUAUUUUAUUUAUUUACAAAAAAUGAAAAUGAACUUGAUCACUUUGCCAGCAUUGAUAAAUUGCCUGGUCGGAUUGUUUGUGUGUAUUUGUUUUCUUCGUCUGGCAAGAUGUCACUUCAAGAUAUUUUUGAAGUGCAAUUUUUGUGAGCAUAGAUUGAUCAACUUAUUUGGGAUGAUAAAAUGUAUUAACCUUCCAAUUACAACGCAAGAGAUAUUAUUGAGAAAUAAAAGUUCAUAGCGUAAUAAUGUAGCUACUUACAUUAUUAUUAUAAACUAUUGGUUAUAUUUGUGGGCUUCACGGUGGCAGAGGGGUUAGUGCGUCUGCCUCACAAUACGAAGGUCCUGCAGUCCUGGGUUCAAAUCCAGGCUCGGGAUCUUUCUGUGUGGAGUUUGCAUGUUCUCCCCGUGAAUGCGUGGGUUCCCUCCGGGUACUCCGGCUUCCUCCCACUUCCAAAGACAUGCACCUGGGGAUAGGUUGAUUGGCAACACUAAAUGGUCCCUAGUGUGUGAAUGUUGUCUGUCUAUCUGUGUUGGCCCUGCGAUGAGGUGGCGACUUGUCCAGGGUGUACCCUGCCUUCCGCCCGAUUGUAGCUGAGAUAGGCGCCAGCGCCCCCCGCGACCCCGAAAGGGAAUACGCGGUAGAAAAUGGAUGGAUGGAUGGGUUAUAUUUGUGCUUAAUUUGAUCUCACAUCAUGCUGACUGAUGUUGUUUAUCAGCAAUCAUUUGCGGGACAAUGUAUCGUCCGGUAAUGUUUGUUAUCAGCCCAGGCUUAGUUUUUAGAUUGACUUGAAAAACAAAGAUGGACUGUAAUAUUAGGUCAAGAUUUUACUGGUGUUACAACGGGGAUAGUGCUUAGUGCACUAGAAGUCGCGAUACCUCUCAUUUGGUUGUGUUCUAUCGAUAAUAUUCAUUUGUUCACAUACUGUAUAUUUCUGUAUUAUCAUAUUAAUUGUUCAAUUAAUCUGAUAAUGUAACAAUUCAGCGACUUAAUUUUCUGUCAAAUCAACGCUCUUCAUCACAUUGAUGCAUCAAAAAAAAAGCCUUUACUGUUGGAGAAAUUCUUACUAAUUGUAUCCAAUAUGUCUUGUUUUAUAUAUACAGUGAACAUAUAUUUCUCAAUGGUUGCCUUUUAUACUGUGAAAAACUGGCAGGAAAUGGGUUUGUUAUGUUUGAAUUAUGUUGAAGAAAAGUUUAAGUUGAAGAAGCAGUUGUUCUGCCAAGCUGCUGUAAUUCAAUGCAUGUGCUUAACUCUCUCUUUGUAAACCCUCUAUUGACCCCAAUAUAAGACCGACCUCGCUAGGAGUCCUUUAGUUCAGUUAUUCUCAAACAGUGGGGCGAUGUGCGUGACCCUGGAGAACCCUUUAUCAGUAUCAUGCAGUGUCAUCUUUUAAAGAGCUGUGCACUACAAAACGUGCUCAUUAAUCCUGACUACAGCACUAAUUGUUUUAAUUAUUUUUGUUUUGCAAGUUAAAUUGCAGAAGCAGUGCUCUAGUUGAAGACUGUUUUGGACAAAAAUCAAAGACAAUUUCUUUGAAGUCAGGUUUUAAAUAUCAGUAAGUAAGAUCGAAAUACAAAUGUCUUAGACACCAUUUUAUUGAUCACUCGUCUCUUAAAAUUAAAAUUAUGACUACCGUAUUUCCUUGAAUUGCCGCCGAAGCGCUAAUUAUUUUAAAACCUCUUCUCACUCCGGCGCUUACCAAAGGCAUGCGGUAAAUUUAGGCCUCCACUUAUAAAUUUGAGUGUGAUUUUAGGAUACCAUCAUGAAAAGCACAUUUAAUAAAACAAACACUAUUAUGGUCUUACCUUUACUUAUAAAUGAAGUCCAUGUGCAGCUCCUUCUGAUCAAAAGCAUCGGUAACUUGUUUAUGGAAGUCUUCCUUAUCUUUCUUCAGUUUUAAAAGUCUCUCUGUCUCGAUGGAGAUCUUCCUUUUUUACAUCCUGCUUUGAUUGAAAGUCCAGUUUAGAAAACUGUUUUAUUUUAGAUAUGUAAUCCUCCAUGUUAAAAGUGCGAGCGAGAGGAAAAAAUAAUCACUCACUCUUGCUGCUUGUUGUCACUUCUUCUGCAGCCGAGUAGUCGCAAGAAGGAUCACUAGCGCCCUCUACCACCAGGAGGCGGGAGUCAUUUAAUGACUCAUAUUUGACACACGCAGCUACGGUAUAUCAAUAAAACAUAGCUGCUUACUGUUCUUUUUUACCAUAUUCAAUAGCUUGGACCUUAAAUCCCACUGAAUAGCUCUUAAUCUUUUUCCCUUUAUGCGAUUUCAAAUUAUUGAAACCAGCCUACUCCAUUUUGAAAAUGAUGACAGGUGAAGUGUCACUCGUGACGUGACGAGUUUGACCCGGCGGAAAUUCCAGACAUAUGCUAAUUUUUUGGCAAAACGAGUUUGACCUGGUGGAAAUUCUAGACAUGCGCUAAUAAAAAUUAUAUUUUGCGAAAGGAGUUUGACCCGGCAGUAAUUCGAGGCAGGCGCAUAAUAAAUACCCGGCGGCAAUUCAAGGAAAUACGGUAUUUUGUUAACUUACUAACAACCUUUGAAGCACUUUUUUAAGCCGGUGUUUGCAUCUCUGUGACAGGAAGAAAAGCUGUUACUCGCUUGAGCAAAAGUUGUUUCGUGUCACCUGUUAGUUUGAAGUGUACAAAUUCCGGAACCCCUAAAUGACAACUAGUCUUUUUCAGACUUUUUUGUAGGGGAAAAAAUAGGCCUUAUAUUCUGGUCAAAUUGGGUAAUGACUACUUGGUCGUAUGUUAAUCAUUUCUAUGAUGGCUAGCGUUAAAUAAUGCGUUAUGAAGUCAAAGAAGGGUUCAUCAAAAUGUGCUUUAAUUGUAUGUGCUAAACUGUUUUGAAGAACAAGUCUUUAUGAGAAUAUACAGGAAUGUGAGGUGCAUGAAUUGUGAAAACAUUGGGGACCAUCUACAACAAGGAAUCCAAAUAUGCAAAACAAAUCCUCUUGUUAACAAGCCACAUGUUGACAGUGACCAAUAUAUUACCAUGACAAGUGGUGGAUUGUUUUGGAUUGCAAGCAUGGCAGCAUUUAAUUUGAUGGAAUAUUGUCCAUUAGACAUUCUCGCUUGGUCUUUGUCCAAAGACUUCAUUGAGCAGGGUGCAGGUGUAUCAACCCGAGGUUGGCAAGAUAGCAGCUGAUAGGUCAGUUUCAAGGAAAAAGAUGAUCACACCAGGGGUCAAACCCAAAGGUCACAGGUGGAGGCUCUUCUUAAGCAUUGUCAUUGACGGUGGCGACACACCAAGAAUAGUACAGAUCAGCACUGUUAUGGGUACUGGAAACACAGUAGUGUAGUCACACGUCUACUCUGGAAACAAAUAUAGUGUGGGGAAUAUGGCUAGCGACAGUGCCUAGGAAAAGCCAGGGACUGAAAACCUUCUUCCACCGUUAAAGUCUCCUGUUUUGGAACACUUGGCCUCCGAGGGGAAGUUGUACAGAGCCAAGUGGCCGAGAAAAGAGCAGGAUGCCUCCGUUGUUGAGUAGAGCGACAAACUGAAACUGUUCAUACUGCACCUAAACUUAUGAGGAAUCAUUCACACUCUUAAAACUGUUGCUCUGCAUCGUUGUACUUAAUGUAUGAUUUAAUUUUCAUUUCAUUGAACUGAAUUUUGCAGUUUUGUAUGUUUGACUUUAAACAAACAAACAAACCUUUACACAAAACAUCAUCAGUUUUAUGUUCUCUUACUGUCAAGAGAACCCAACUUUGACCUUAGAAACCCACGUCCGGACUGAACCGGGAUUAUGACGUACCGUUACACCCAUUGUAAAAAUAAUUACACAUUAAUUGAGCAAUCCUUUGCUUUAGCCUUAAAUGAUGACGGACCUUUCAAAUACUUUCACUUUGCUUGUACAACAAGUAGCUAUGUCUGCCAUCCAAAACACUUUGGAACCGUUCACAGGUCUGAAUGAUUAUUUGGUAGGCAGAUUGUAGCGAGUAU